Lingula anatina is the source of this 3290-nucleotide messenger RNA. RefSeq names its product snake venom 5'-nucleotidase-like. Gene Ontology annotation, cellular component: plasma membrane. Gene Ontology annotation, biological process: AMP catabolic process. Gene Ontology annotation, molecular function: metal ion binding; 5'-nucleotidase activity; nucleotide binding. The record is from RefSeq and is a predicted model, not a curated record. NCBI's taxonomy places the organism in Eukaryota, Metazoa, Brachiopoda, Lingulata, Lingulida, Lingulidae.
UGAAGCUUUUUGUCAAGAUUUCAAGUACAAAUACCAUUGGAACAUUACUAUUAAUAGUGUUUUACGUUGUAAUGGGUCCAAGAUGAAACUAAGUGACCCUGAAACUGGAUACGAACCUGAAUGCUAACAAGGACAAAAGUUAUAACUCUAAUGAUAUAAUUAUAAUACCUCAUCUAUUGUCGGUCACCAGGAUGCUAAUAGUUAUCUCUGCGUCAUCAGAGAUGGAACGUCGUAUUAUUUGUCCAAGAUCAGAGUUGACCUCACUUUCUUUCCUAGUCGAGCACUAAUUUUGCUUCAAGGUCUGAAAAUGCAAAUUGUUUCACUGUCCUUUGUGUUACCACAGUGAUUUUUUAAAGACCCCAACUUUAAUUAGCCGUACAUGUUACGUAUUUCUUUUGUUAUGCAAUUUUGAUACGUGACAGUUUCAGGGGGAAACUGUAGAUUAAUCACGACGCGGUGACAUCGGAAGAGGCGGUGUAGAGGGAGUGUGUAGAGUCAUGCGGGUAGCUUAUUUGAACUCGAGGCAGGGUUAGCAUAUUAAGUGAAACCGUGACCAAACAAAGCACACUCGCCUUAGUUAGUAUACUGAGAGACGGAAAGAUGGAGACGCUCGUCAAAAUCGGUUUCUACUUUACCUGUUUCGCUCUGAGCUAUGGAUUUAAUUUGACUAUUUUACACACCAACGAUGUUCAUGCACGGUUUGAACAAUUUGACAAGUAUGGAGGCAGGUGCUCGAUAACAGAGGCAGAAGCGGGGGAAUGUUUCGGGGGAGUGGCACGAAGAUACACUAAAAUCGAGGAAAUUCGUAACGCUGAACAGAACGUGGUGUUAUUGGACGCUGGCGAUCAGUUCCAAGGCACAUUGUGGUUCACUAUCUACAAGGGGAUGGCGACUUCAUACUUCAUGAAUAAACUGAAGUACGAUGCUAUGGUAUUAGGCAAUCACGAGUUUGAUAAUAAGGUUAGCGGCCUUCUUCCUUUUCUUCAAAACGUCACAUUCCCUGUAAUAAGCGCCAAUAUCAACGCCAGUAAUGUUCCAGAAAUACAAGGACUGUUCAACAAGUCAACAGUAUUAGAUGUGGCCGGAGAGAAGAUAGGGGUUGUCGGUUGCACAUAUAGGGCCACACCGACCAUAUCAAGCCCAGGCAACUUGAUUUUCACCGACGAGGUUUCGGCCGUCCAAGCAGAGGUCGAAAGGUUAACGUCACAGGGUAUCAAUAAGAUCAUUGUAUUGGGACAUUCUGGGUUUUCUGUGGAUAAAAAGAUUGCUGAACAAGUGUCAGGAGUGGAUAUAAUCGUUGGCGGGCACACUAACACAUUUCUUUAUACCGGUACCCCACCAGAUAAAGAAAUCCCCGAAGGCGAGUAUCCAACCGUUAUAACCCAGGCGUCUGGUGGCAAAGUGUUAUUGGUUUCUGACUUUUGGAUGGCUAAAUAUUUGGGGCACUUACGUGUAACAUUCGAUGCAGCGGGAAUUGUGACAUCAUGGAGUGGUAACCCUAUUCUACUGGAUAAAAACAUUACGGAAGAUAAUGCUACACUAACAGAGAUGCAGCCGUGGCAACAACGAGUAACGGCUUAUGGUUCACAAAAGAUAGGCUACAGUCUGGUCUUCAUGGAUAAUGCGAAAUGCCGCCUGGCUGAAUGUGUUUUUGGUAAUCUGAUAGCAGACGCUUUAGUUGAUAUCUACUUGAAACCCACUGAUGGAACGAGAUGGACUAAUGCCUCCAUUGGCCUGUGGAACAGCGGCGGGAUACGAGCACCAAUCGAUAUUGGUGACAUUUACGUGUCAGACGUACUGAGUGCCGCACCGUUCGGGAAUGGUGUAGACAUCGUCAGGAUAAGUGGAAGUACGCUUUGGGAAGUCAUGGAACAUUCUGUUUCCGAAUACGAGAAGAGAAGCGGUCGUUUCUUACAGGUCUCAGGUCUUCGAGUUGUGUAUGACCUGUCUAAGCCAGUGGGCCGUCGAGUGGUCAGCAUUAACGUCAGGUGCGCUGACUGUACAGUCCCCGAGUUCCAGCCCCUUGUUAAGACAAAAUCAUACGAUGUUGUCACCAGCACUUUUUUAAUGGGGGGAGGAGAUGCAUAUGACGUUUUGAAAGAGAACAUUUUAUAUCCGUACGGAAUAGACAGUCUAGAUUCAGAUGUUAUAAUGGACUUUAUCAAAAAAUACGCUCCGAUAUAUCAAGGGUUAGAAGGCCGAAUCAGGAUGUCUUCAGAAGAACAGACGUGUACAACCAGUAAAGCAUUCACACUUGCACCAACCCUUAUGUUGAUAUUGUUUGCACUGACUUUAAGAAAAUGCUUUAAUGUCGUUUUACUUUAAAGGUGGGAUUUGUAUUAGAAACUUUUGGCGUUUUCGAGUGGAAUGCACAUAUACCGGUAGUGAUAGACAAAAACGUAAGCCGGAUUUGUAAAUAUCAAUGCUCUAGAUAGAAAUGUAUCGUGUAUAGAUGUUUAUAUAAAGAAAAAACUUUGUAGACGCACAAUUCAUAGUAUUGUCUCUAUGCAAAAAAUAUUCUAACCUUUGUGUAUUUGUCACUGACUUUAUCGAACCACAACCAAACAAACAUGUAUGCGCAAAAAAAAUAGAUAAAUAAAUCUUGUGUAGUGCUUCAAAUUUAGAGCAACUGUACCAUGGGUGGAUUCGGCCUUUAGACAAACAAAACGUUUAGUUUUAUUUGUCUAAGAACUGGGUGAGAAGUCCUUUGUGCUAUAUUGCCCCCCUCCACUUUCAGUGAUCCAUUUCAGAUAAUUUUUGAACGAACGGACUCUGACAAGCUCUUAAAUCUCGUCCCAGUCCGCCCCCUGCCUCAACGCUUGACAUUCAAUACCACGAUAACUUCAUCACAAAAUUUCACUCCCUUCAAGUGGCGUUCUGGGCAUGUGCCCUACACCUUCCAUGUCACCUCCUAGAUACACCAUUGCUCACAUCAAAGGUGUUUAAAGCUUUUUAUGCACGCCGGUGCCUCAAAAUCUGGCGUCGACUUUAUUUUGUAGUAGCGAAACGUUUGUGGCCAAGUCAUCAUAUAUGUAACCUCCGCUUUUUGUAUUGAAAUUCGGGUGUAACAGCAAAAUGAAGAGAAAAUACAACAUGGUUUACUUGCUUGAAUUAUUCAGGAGAAAGAGACACACACUCGAGCGCAAGGGUGAGGGACCCCAGCAAUAUUAUGAAAGCCAUACAAUGCGCAUUAGUCUCUUUUAGAAAACAAAUCCAUCAAUUAUUUUUAUAUAUCAUAAACAAGACUGGUCCCGGUUGCAUCAACAGAGCGUAAAUUUACUCGGCUACGA